AUGAUCAACGUAGCUGUUAUCGUGGGAGCGGCCAGCAAUCUAGGCUACCAAGUACUGAGGAAGCUAACAAAAGUUUACAAUGGGAAAAUAUACUUCACAACCGAAGACGAGUCCACAGGCUACAACAUUCAUGACGUACUGAAAAAGAAAGGUGCCACCCUUGAAUAUUUCAAAGUGGAUGUCGCGUACACCAAAAGCAUCAUAAAGUUUAGACAUCACAUACAAGACCAGGAUGAAAGGAUUGAGCUAUUGAUCAACAUGACUGACUACUCUCCCACUGAAAGACAUUUGUCGCAUAUAGAAAAAGUGAGAAGAAUAUUAGGAAUCAACUUCUACGGCUACAUCAAUUUUGGAAAGCUCAUAUACCCCUUGUUGACGGACAACGCAAGAGUUGUCAAUGUAUCUGGUCCCGCUGGUCUUCUAACGACGAUCGAAAAUGAAGAAAUUAGGAAAAGAAUUAGCAACCCAAAACUUGAUGAAGACGAAUUAGUAGCGAUCAUUCAAGAAUACGAAGAAGCUGCGAGAAAGGGUGUUGAAAAAACAGAAGGUUGGGGCAAUAGUGUAAACGCAUUCAGUAAAGUCGCUCUCAGUGCAGUGACAUUCCUGCAACACAGACAGUGGGCUGACAAAGGCAUCGUAAUUAAUUGCGUGAACCCAGGCAACGUCACUAGUCGGGAAGAGAGGAAAUCUACAAAAGUGUUCGAGGAAGGCGCCAAGGCCAUAUUAUAUUUGGCGUUGGAAGCGCCUUUGACUUUGAAUGGGAAUUUCGUGUGGAGCAACUAUAACGUGAUUGAGUGGAACAGUGAUCCGUUUGUGGAAGUCACGACUGUGUAGAUCAGUAUUUUAGUUUAGUUUUAGUAUUGGACUGAAAUUUUCUCUAAAGAAAAUCAACGAGUAAUGUGUGA
Molecule: messenger RNA, 905 nt
Organism: Bicyclus anynana (squinting bush brown)
Lineage: Eukaryota; Metazoa; Arthropoda; Insecta; Lepidoptera; Nymphalidae
Product: carbonyl reductase [NADPH] 1-like
Exons: 1
Coding region: 1-834 (277 amino acids)
Molecular function (GO): oxidoreductase activity
Source: RefSeq, a predicted model, not a curated record